AUGAAACGCACUCAGCAUACAUUACGAACAAAUGGUAAUAUAAGAUUUCACAAAGUUGCAUCCAACAGGAGGGAUGUGCUUGAGGCUUUCGGCCCAGACGAUCUUGCGGGAGAUAUCAAGAACUUGAACCUGAGCGUUGACUCCCCACCUGUACAGAGAAGUCUAGGUCUCUCCUGGAACCUGGCAGGGGACUUCUUUACAUUCAAUUCACAUCUUGAGGAUAAGCCAUAUACCAGACGUGGAAUCUCAGCAACGGUAAACGGUCUAUAUGAUCCACUCGGCUUUGCAGCUCCUGUUGUCCUCAAAAGGAAGCUGCUCUUUAGGGAUCUCAUUUCAUCAACAGUGGGUUGGGAUGAUCCGCUUCCCGAAGACAGUCGACGUGACUGGGAAUAG
Molecule: messenger RNA, 393 nt
Organism: Ylistrum balloti
Lineage: Eukaryota; Metazoa; Mollusca; Bivalvia; Pectinida; Pectinidae
Exons: 1
Coding region: 1-393 (130 amino acids)
Source: RefSeq, a predicted model, not a curated record